Molecule: messenger RNA, 7058 nt
Organism: Odocoileus virginianus texanus
Lineage: Eukaryota; Metazoa; Chordata; Mammalia; Artiodactyla; Cervidae
Source: RefSeq, a predicted model, not a curated record
CCAGGCCGCACCUUCCUCCAGCUUCGCCGCCGCCCUGCGCAAGCUCGCCAAACAGGCGGAGGAGCCCAGAGGGUCUUCACUGAGCAGCGAGUCGUCCCCCGUCUCCUCUCCGGCCACCAAUCACAGCUCCCCAGCCAGCACGCCCAAGCGCGUGCCCAUGGGCCCCAUCAUCGUCCCCCCUGGGGGACACAGCGUCCCCAGCACGCCCCCCGUGGUGACCAUCGCCCCCACCAAGACCGUCAAUGGCGUCUGGAGGAGUGAGAGCCGCCAGGACGCCGGCUCCCGGGGCAGUGGCGGUGGCCGCGAGCGCCUCAUUGUGGAGCCCCCGCUGCCCCAGGAGAAGGCGGGGGGCCCGGCCAUCCCCUCCCACCUGCUCAGCACCCCCUACCCCUUUGGCAUCUCGCCUAGCUCCGUGGUGCAGGACUCCCGCUUCCCACCACUGAACCUGCAGCGGCCUGUGCACCACGUGGUGCCCCCCAGCACGGUGACCGAGGACUAUCUGAGGAGCUUCCGGCCCUACCACACGGCCGAGGACCUGCGCGUGUCCUCCCUGCCUCCGCUCGGCCUGGACCCAGCCACCGCUGCGGCCUACUACCACCCCAGCUACCUGGCCCCACACCCCUUCCCGCACCCGGCCUUCAGGAUGGACGACUCCUACUGCCUGUCAGCCCUGCGGUCCCCCUUCUACCCCAUCCCCGCCCCCGGCUCCCUGCCCCCACUGCACCCGUCGGCCAUGCACCUCCACCUCUCAGGGGUCCGCUACCCUCCUGAGCUCUCCCAUUCAUCCCUGGCAGCACUGCACUCGGAGCGGAUGUCCAGCCUCAGCGCUGAGAGGUUGCAGGUGGACGAGGAGCUGAGGCGGGAGAGGGAACGGGAGCGGGAGCGGGAGGCCGACCGUGAGCGCGAGAAGGAGCGGGAGCGCGAGCGUGAGAAGGAGCGCGAGCGUGAAAAGGAGCUGGAGCGUGAGAAGGAGCGUGAGCUGGAGCGCCAGCGGGAGCAGCGCGCCCGCGAGAAGGAGCUGCUGGCCGCCAAGGCGCUGGAGCCGGCCUUCCUGCCCGUGGCCGAGCUGCACGCACUGCGGAGCCACGCCGCCGAAGAGCGGGCCAAGCCCUCGGAGCAGCUCACCCCGACCCGUGCAGAAAAGCUGAAGGACGCGGGCCUGCAGGUGCCCAAGCCGGUGCAGCACCCCCUGCACCCGGCGGCCGCCCCGCCCCACGCGGCGCCCGGCCUCCUCGCCAGCCACGGGCUCUUCUCGCUGCCGGGCAGCAGCGCGGCCACAGCCCUGCUCCUGCAGCGCACCAACGAGGAGGAGAAGUGGCUGGCGCGGCAGCGGCGCCUGCGGCAGGAGAAGGAGGACCGCCAGUCGCAGGUGUCGGAGUUCCGGCAGCAGGUGCUGGAGCAGCAGCUGGACCUGGGCCGGCCGCCGGUGCCCGCGGACCCCGAACACCGGCCGGAGAGCGCCAGGCCGGGACCGACCCGCCAUGAACCAGGCAGCCGCGAGCCCCCCCAGCACUUCGGCGGGCCCCCGCCGCUCAUCUCACCCAAGCCCCAGCACCCCGCGGUGCCCACGGCCCUCUGGAACCCCGUGUCCCUGAUGGACAGCUCACUGGAGCCACGGCGCGCCCCCGAGGGCCACCCCCUGCACGGCCACCCUGCCCCGUUCGAGCCCAGCCGCCCGGCCGCUGUCCCGCUGGUGAAGGUGGAGAGGGUCUACUGCCCAGAGAAGGUGGAGGAGGGGCCCCGCAAGCGUGAGGCAGCCCCCCUGGACAAGUACCCGCCGCCGCCCCGGGAGCCGGGGUCCCUGGAGACGCAGGCCUUCCCCCCCGGACCCAGGCCCUUCCUGGCAGAGCUUGAGCCGGCCACCCCGACUGUCUUGGACCAGCCCCGGGCCUCGCUUGCCCCGCCGGCCACCUUCGGGGAGCCCCCCGGACCCCUGAAGCCAGGCUCGCCCUACCGGCCACCGCCGCCUCGGGGCCCCGACGCGGCCUACGUCUACGACGAGCUCCUGCAGCGGCGCCGGAGGCUGGUCAGCAAGCUGGACCUGGAGGAGCGGCGGCGGCGGGAGGCCCAGGAGAAAGGAUACUACUACGACCUGGACGACUCCUACGACGAGAGUGAUGAAGAGGAGGUCAGGGCCCACCUCCGCUGCGUGGCCGAGCAGCCGCCCCUCAAACUGGACACAUCCUCCGAGAAGCUAGAGUUUUUGCAACUUUUUGGCUUGACCACCCAACAGCAGAAGGAGGACUUGCUGACCCAGAAGCGGAGGAAGCGCCGGCGGAUGCUGAGAGAGCGCAGCCCGUCGCCCCCACUGGCGCGGAGCAAGCGGCGGACGCCCUCGCCCAGACUGGCGCUGUCCACCCGCUACAGCCCCGACGACAUGAACAGCAGCCCCAACUUCGAGGAGAAGAGAAAGUUCCUGACCAUCUUCAACCUGACCCACAUCAGCGCUGAGAAGAGGAAAGACAAGGAGAGGCUUGUUGAGCUGCUCCAGGCCAUGAAGCAGAAGGCGCUGUCCGCCGCGGUGGCAGACCCGCUCAGGAGCUCUCCGAGGGACAGUCCUGCCGUGUCCCUGAGCGAACCCGCCACGCAGCAAGCCUCCCUGGACACGGAGAAGCCCGUGGGCAUCGCCGCCUCCUUGUCUGACGUCCCGAAGGCCACGGAGCCUGGGAGGCUGGAACAGCUCCGGCCUCCGGAGCGCAUCCAGGAGCCAGCCCCCACCAGCGGUGAGAAGGCCAGGCCGAGUGAGGCCCCCGGGGGCAAGAAGAGCCUGAGCAUGCUCCACUACGUCCGGGGCCCCGUGCCCAAGGACAUCCCCGUGCCACUAUCGCACAGCAUCAAUGGAAAGAGCAAGCCAUGGGAGCCCUUUGUGGCGGAAGAGUUUGCGCACCAGUUCCACGAGUCCGUCCUGCAGUCUACCCAGAAGGCCCUGCAAAAGCACAAAGGAAGCGCAGCCGUGCUGUCGGCAGAGCAGAACCACAAGGUGGACGCAUCCGUCCACUACAACCUCCCCGAGUUGCAGUCCUCCAGCCGCCUGCCUCCGCCCCAGCACAAUGGGCAGCAGGAGCCCACCGCCAGCAGGAAGGGCCCCCUGGCGCAGGAGAUGGACCCCGACUCAGAGGAGGAGGACGACGGGGAGGACGAGGAGGAAGACCCCCCCAGGCGCAAGUGGCAGGGGAUUGAGGCCGUUUUGGAAGCUUACCAGGAACAUGUGGAAGAGCAAGAUCUGGAGCGGCAGGUGCUGCAGGCGCAGUGCAGGCGGCUGGAGGCGCAGCACUACAGCCUCAGCCUCACAGCUGAGCAGCUCUCCCACAGCAUGGCGGAGCUGAGGAGCCAGAAACAGAAGAUUGUUUCAGAACGGGAGCGACUCCAGGCGGAACUGGAUCACUUACGGAAGUGCCUUGCGUUGCCUGCAAUGCAUUGGCCUAGAGGUUACUACAAGGGUUACCCGAGGUGACGGUUUCCCUUGCACUAGGCCGAACCUAUAGUAUAGAAAUAUUAUCUAUUUUAUUACCUUGAAUAUUUAAUAUUUUUCACUGGGAGGUUUGACGCUUAAAAAAAAGAGAAUGUGCCAUGCAUGAAGCAAAGGAUUCCAGGCUCCAGAAAAAAAGAACGAACUCGCCUUGACUUCAAUGCAGUUGACUCACCUUUGUAAUUCAGCAAGCAACCCGUGUUAAGACACCCAUAGUUUUUUCCUUUUAAAGGCGGUUUUAUCCUUUCCCACGUCAUCAUUUUUUAGUCUCAAGAUGAAGGCUCCAUUCCCAACACUAAGAUUUGACCACUUCCAGCCCCCGGGUGCGUAAGGCGGAGCGGACUGCCGGGGCGCCGUGUUGUGUGUUGCCAGGUCCUUUGGCCUCAGGAACCCAGGCUGCUCUGGCCGUGGGGUGGCUGGUCUCGCUCCUCCCCAGGAUUGAGACCUGCCCCAGCAGAAGGAAGGUGGGGUGCAUUCUAAGUAAAGGGCUUAUUUGUUUCAGUUAUUUUUCCGCAAAAUUUUCCUCAAAGCAACAGGUCCUAGGAGCACACAAAGCAACAGUACUGAAGCCUCACCCGAAGGCUUUUCCCCGGAAAAGCUCUUACCUAAAGAUAGAAUGAAUCGACAAACUGAAGGUACCUUUUUAUUCCUUCGUGGGGGAAGAUGUACAGAGCUCUAUGUAUACAUUUAUCCACACCCACCCGAUUGUUACUGUGGUGGGGGUGUUUUCAUACAAACGUAAAUUUUGAGAGAAAAGUCAAAGGUGCUUCAGCCUUGUACUGUGUAUAUAUAUUAAAAAACAAAGUUUUGUAUGUUUUUAUUACUUUAAUUAUUGUUAUAAAAAGCCUGCCAUUUUUAAUACGUGGUUUGGGGGAUUUUUUUGUUGUUUGUUUUCCUGUUUGGGGGUUUUGUUUGUUUUUGUUUUGUUUUUCUGGGCAAAAAAAAAAAAACCUUGCUUUUAGUGUUUGUACUGCUGCUGGUCAGGACAUUAUUGAAGUGUUUUUAAAAAUUAAAGAAGAAGAAAAGUAAAAAGAGCUUACCACUGGCGCCUACGCGAGCACUUCAUUUUUGAGUUGCACCGGAGAGUGAUGUAGAAAGCCAUGGUUCCUCCUCCCCUCCCCGGGCCCUCCCCGGCUCCUCCCCCGGCCAGCGAGGCGCUCCUGGUCUCCACCUUCACACCGUGAGAACCUUUGAGGGGGGAGUGGUUUCUGUGACGGGGUGCUGAGGUGUCUUACAGCAGUCUGAGCAGGAGCAGAGUAGAAACUCUAGGGGCUUGAUUUAGAUGCAGAGCUUUGUAGCAGCCUAAAGGCAGGGUGAACCACAUGCGACAGAACCUCUCCUCGUGGACUCACUGUGAUGAGCUCAGGAGCUGCUGGAAACGGGGAUAAUCGUAUCAGGGCGAAGCGCAGGGCCGGGGGAGCCCACCCUCCUUGCCCCGGUUGCUGCCGGUUCAGGCUGGGUUGCAUCUAGAUCAAGAAGGCAGCUCUUGCCCCAUGGGCCUAAACCACAGGCCAAAGCAGCCAGUGGUUGGUGUGACUGGGUGGGGGGUGACGAGGGGACCCACACAUCAGGCCAUGUGCGCCCCUCCUCCCCAGCCUGGGGACAGGCUGGCUGACCUUCGGGAAGGCCAGGCGCUGUGACCAUGGCCACGCCCUCAGCCCAGACCUUAGCUGCGCAGAACAGCUUGCUGGCAGAUGGCAUUGUGUCACUUUAUCUGUUCCCACGCAGUUUGCUUUGUACGCCUGCCAAGAAUCUUCCAGUUAUUAGCAAACUCAGACAAAAAGUGCCGCCAGUAUUAUCAGCAGUCAGCAAGCACUUUCCUCUCUACAGAAAGGACUUGAGAAUUGAGAGCCGUUCUGGGGGCCUCCUCCCCUGCAGAGAUAUGGAGAGCACCAUGUGCCACAGGUGGGGACAGGUGUUUAGAGGGAGCCCCACUGCCAACAGUCAGGGCAAAACAUCCCUGAAUUUCUCUAUUUAAAACCUGCUUGCUGUUUCUGAAGGCCUAAGGGUUACAUCUUGGCACUUCCCCCAGUCAUCCUCCUCCAUCAUAGAAAAUAUCUGGCUGCCUCUGCUCCCGGGCGCUGGUAAAGGGCCUUGGCUAGAAGCAGAGGGAAGACUAGACCUGAUGACAAGAUGGGAAAAGCACAGCCCGGGCCCGUCAGCACCUGGCGGGGGCUCCCUUGCCGCUGUGUGGUGGCUGGGGUGGAGUUCGUGGACACCUGCCCAGGGGUGGCAGCUCUGCCCCGAGCUAGUUUUAACAGCUCUCCCCUUCGGAGUGGCACCCCCCACCUACCUGUGAGAAUCUCUGAAUAUUCUAGGGCUCAAGAAGAAAUGUGACAAUCAGAAUAUAAAUACAGACCAGUAAGGCAGCAUGAAGAAAGAAAAAGGUAACAGAGGGUCUUGUGAAAACAAAAGUGUACCUUUCUGAGACAGUAUACCCAAUCAUGGCCCCCCUCCCCCCCCCACUUAACAGUUUAUAAUCUGAAAACUCUUCUUCUAAAAGAACAUAGUAGCAUCAGUCUCUUUUCAGUUUGGGCUUAAAAGCUGAGACAAAUAUGGAAUCCCUGAAGCUUUUUGUUCAGCUAUUUCACACUGAGUUUGAAAGACAUAGUUCAGAAAUAUAGCAAAUUUGCUCUAGAACGGAUUCUGGAACUUUUGUGUCAGUAUUUUUGUGACCUGAAGAAGUUUUGCUAAACUUGGGUACCUGCCAAAGCUGAGUUGUGCAGCUCUGUGCAUUGAAUCAGAUCAGUGGAAACAAACCAGAGCUAUCCCCCCACGCUUGGCACUGCACGACCUGAUCAUUUGAAAAUGAGCCUUUGUUUCAUAGAAACAGGCAAACUGGCAUAAAAUAUCAUAAUCUAUUAUCUCACAUAAGUGACCAAUAGUUUAGUCUAUAUUCUAAAGGAAAUGCAACAAUUGGCAGCAUGCAAAGUGCUAAAAAAGAUUAUACCCUCAGGGAAAUUAAAAAAAUAUUAAAAGGAGCCCACACCUUCAGCAAACUAGCGAAUAAUAACAACAGGUAAACUAAGUCUGUGUGUGGGGUGGCGUUCCAUCGAGUAGCUCACGAUGCUGCCCCAUCUCCAAAUCUAAGUCACAUACCCCGUUUCCCUCUGAGCCAUGGUUUAAAAGUGUAGACAGUUCCAGAGACCCACCACCAGAUGGGGAUGGUUAGCACAGGAAGUUGCUCCUCUUACAGUGUAGAUUAGCCACUUAGCAGCAGCCCCGUACUCUUCUAGUAAACAAGCUAUUGGCGUCACUGCUUGCAGUAGCCUGUCCCCCACCUUCCGAUCCAGUGCUGAACUAGACUCCUUAACUCUGCCCUGAGCCGAGGAGGACCACCAGCCCGUCGAGCCGCCCUGCUGUGCCUGUGCUAACUGCUGGGACAGUCAACCAGGACUCGGGGGGAGGAGGAACGGUGCCUCGGUCACUCUGGGGGCAGUUUAGAUGCUGUGAAAUUAAACCUGUUCUAAGUGUACUUGUUUGAAUUAACUGUAUUGUAAUAUUAUUUGUUGAAUGUAGUAAUUAGGUAUUUAUGAAUAUAUUGCUGUAAUUUCUGACAACAUCCAGAAAAUAAAAUCUUCCUAAAUCA